Molecule: messenger RNA, 1888 nt
Organism: Micropterus salmoides (largemouth bass)
Lineage: Eukaryota; Metazoa; Chordata; Actinopteri; Centrarchiformes; Centrarchidae
Product: sialic acid-binding Ig-like lectin 13
Source: RefSeq, a predicted model, not a curated record
GUCAGUUCUUGCAGGCUGUUUAAAAAAGCAGCACAACUUUAAAGGAACUUCACUUCUCUAUACAUCAUCUGCUCGAAAGACUUGAAGAAAAUUUCUCACUCCUACUGACACACAAAGAUGACUGCAGCUCUGACUCUGCUUCUCAUUGGCUGGCCGCUACAACGUGCCUUGUGUGGACAGUUUGAGGUCACUGUGCCGCAGACUAUAGAGGUUCUGAGAGGAUCCUGUGUGACCAUCCCCUGCUCUUUUGAUGUAGAGAACAACUAUGAAUCAAACUUGGAUAACACAUGUAAAGCAUUAUGGAAAAUUACACUAGAAACUGUUGUGUUUGAUAGCAGUACUCCACAACAAAAUAAAAUAAAAGGAAUGACAGGAGACUUGACAAAAAAAGACUGCACCACAACUCUGAAUAACAUGCAACCUGAACACAGCAAGAAAUAUUUCUUCAGAGUGCAAUGCAACAACGCCCUGAAACAUAAUUUUCCUGACCAAAAAUUGGAAAUUUCUGUCAAAGAUGGUCCUCCCAGACCGACUCUGACUCCGUCCACACUGAAGGUGAAGGAGGGAACCUCAGUGAAAUUGACGUGUUCUGCUCCAGCUCCCUGUCUGUCUCAUCCUCCAGCUCUGACAUGGACCCCCAGCCUUGGUGACAUUCAUGAGACACUGCAGGAGAAUCAGGACAAAACUAAAUUCAAGACCUCUGUUCUGACCUUCACUGCCUCUCACCUCCAUCACAGACAAGAAAUCUCCUGUACCGCUGUAUACAACAAACAAGAUGGCAGCACUGAGUCAUCUGUUACCACAAGAUUAACAGCUGAUAUUUUAUUUGCUCCACAGAUCCUGCCCUCAACUGAUUGCACCAACACUACAGGCCAUCUUAACUGUUCCUGUGAGAGUAUGGGAAACCCCUCUCCCACUUUACAGUGGCAUUUGGAUGGGUUUCCAGUCAAUAACUCUGACAAGUUUGCAAUCAGCAGUGAGACUCUAAACGACACUGGUCUGAAGAGCUUCAUCACUUGGAGUCGACCACAGUGGAGGGAUUUUUCCCCCUUGCUCUGCCAGAGCUCCAACUCUCUGGGAUCUGCACGAUUUUAUGCCUACAUUUUUCAGCCUCAAACAUCUGCAGAAAGAUAUGACUUAAUGACGUUGGCAGUCUUCAUCACAAUUGUUGUUGCACUACUGGUAGUAGUGUGCGCGCUGCUGUUAGUUAUCAGGGCUCAGAAGACUCGCCAUUGCCUCCUUAAGAGCAAAGUUGCUAUGAACCUAGGCGUAACAAAUGGAGAGGGAAAAGAGGUACCAAAAGCAACAGAGGAGGACAUUUAUGUCAACACUGCUGAUAUCUUGAAGUAGAGCAGUCGUCUGGUAAUCUGAAGGUUCCUGCUUCAAUCAACGGCUCCUCCUGAGAGAGUGUUGAAGUGUCUUUGAGCAAGAUGCUGAACCCAGCUGCUGGUUGGCACCUUCGAUAGAUAAAGUGGAGCCUAGAAAUGGGAAGAAGGAAGUGGAAUGUGAAUAUACCCUGGUUAUAUUUUAAAACGAGCGCUAUGCACAAUUAGAUCACAGCUUUAUUUGGGAAUUUAUUUUCAGAAUAUCUUGCUCUCUUGUUUGUUUAUCUUCUUUUUUGUUGUUGCUUUUAAUCCAGCUAUAUCACAGAUAUUUAGAUCAACAGAAGCACGUUUUUGUUUUCAAGGCCACAGGAUUUUUAAGACCUUGACAGAUUUAUUGUUGAAGAAUGUUGUUUUGUGCAUAAGUGCAUAAUAUACUGUAUUUUCAUGUUUAUUUCUGCUGUUUUACAUUAAUUUGGCAGUGUGACUUAAUUGUUAAAUUCUUAUUUUUAACAUUUACUUUUUGCUAAAACUGAACUGCUCUAGAUGUAUAAACAUGAAAAUAA